Molecule: messenger RNA, 1648 nt
Organism: Thamnophis elegans (Western terrestrial garter snake)
Lineage: Eukaryota; Metazoa; Chordata; Lepidosauria; Squamata; Natricidae
Gene: KCNA10
Product: potassium voltage-gated channel subfamily A member 10
Exons: 1
Coding region: 1-1542 (513 amino acids)
Biological process (GO): potassium ion transmembrane transport; protein homooligomerization
Cellular component (GO): membrane; voltage-gated potassium channel complex
Molecular function (GO): delayed rectifier potassium channel activity; protein binding
Source: RefSeq, a predicted model, not a curated record
AUGGAUGUGUCCACGUGGAAAGAAAUGGAGGUGGCACUGGUUAAUUUUGACAACACUGAUGAAAUAAUGGAAGAGCCUUGUUUUUCAAGUGACCUCAAUGCUGCUGAGCAAUUACACAAAGGGCGUUCCAGCUGUGCCAGCCUUCUGUCUAACUGGAGAAUACUCAUCAACAAUGAGAACACCAACAAUGAGACAAUAUUCUCCAAAUUGUCUGCUGAGUUCUGUGACCACUUGGGGGCUGAGAACGGGGGCAUGGAUGAGGGUGAUCAGAGGGUAAUAAUCAACAUUGCUGGGCUGAAAUUUGAGACGCAGCUCAAGACACUUCAUCAGUUUCCAGAUACCCUACUUGGAGAUCCUGAGAAAAGAAUGCAUUACUUUGAUUCCAUGAGAAAUGAGUACUUCUUUGACAGGAAUAGGCCCAGUUUUGAUGGAAUACUGUAUUACUAUCAGUCUGGAGGUAAAAUUCGGAGACCAGCUAAUGUUCCUAUAGAUAUCUUUGCUGAUGAGAUCACUUUCUAUGAACUUGGUGAAGAAGCGAUGGAUCAGUUCAGAGAAGAUGAAGGCUACAUUAAGGAUCCUAUCACCCUUUUGCCAUCCAAUGACUUUCAUAGACAGUUCUGGUUGCUCUUUGAGUACCCUGAAAGCUCAAGUGCAGCCAGGGGUGUGGCUUUGGUCUCAGUUUUGGUCAUUGUCAUUUCUAUUAUUAUUUUCUGUGUAGAGACUUUACCUGAAUUCAGAGAUGAGAAGGAGCUAAAGUAUGAAAGUAAUAAUGUAACCAACACUGUUAUGGCAUCUAAUACUUUCACAGAUCCUUUCUUCAUAAUAGAGACUGCUUGCAUCAUUUGGUUCUCUUUUGAACUAGUGGUCAGAUUCAUUGUUUGCCCCAGCAAAACCGAGUUCUUCAAAAAUAUUAUGAAUAUCAUUGAUAUUGUAUCCAUCAUUCCAUAUUUCGUGACCCUUACUACCGAGCUGAUUCAACAUAGUGAGCUGAAUGGCCAGCAGAAUAUGUCUUUGGCCAUCCUCAGGAUUAUCCGCCUGGUCAGGGUAUUCCGCAUCUUCAAGCUUUCUCGGCACUCCAAGGGGCUACAAAUCUUAGGACAGACUCUCAAGGCCAGCAUGAGGGAACUUGGCUUGCUCGUCUUCUUUCUCUUCAUAGGAGUCAUCUUGUUUUCUAGUGCCAUCUACUUUGCAGAGGUGGAUGAAUCACAGUCACAUUUCUCCAGCAUACCUGAUGGCUUCUGGUGGGCUGUGGUCACCAUGACGACUGUUGGCUAUGGAGACAUGUGCCCUACCACCCCGGGGGGAAAGAUAGUGGGGACUCUGUGUGCUAUAGCAGGGGUGCUCACCAUCGCACUGCCUGUGCCAGUCAUUGUGUCCAAUUUUAAUUAUUUCUACCACAGGGAGACAGAAAACGAAGAAAGACAAGUCCUGCCUAGAGAGAUAGAAAAAAUACUAACUAGGGCAGCCACAGGGAAUGGGAGUAUAGAUUCCUUGAAUAUCACAGAUGAAAACUUUUCUCAAGAAAAGAAAAAAAUGUAUUGAACGCUCACACCUUGACAGAAUUAAGGGACAUUGCCUACCAAUGCAGACUGACUGCUAUAUCAUGCCCACACUGUGUAACUCUUCUCCCCUCUCUUUAAAUAACAUA